AUGCUGUGCUGGAGAGGACCCGUCCGCUUGGCGGGAUGUGUACGGCGGUGUCGGUUCUACAGGAAGCCCGCGUCGCAUAUUGCGUCAGUGCUUCGUGGGGGGAGGGAGGAGGCCCCGCGGGCCUCCUCCUCCUCCCAGAAGGAAGUGUUUCUGUACGGGAAGUCUGAGAACGAAACUGUUGAGUCGCUGAAGAGGCUCGGGCUUGCCCCAGUGGACAGUAAGACUGCCGCUGCGGACAGGCAGGAUUUGGUGCUGGCAUCGCUUAGGCAGUUCAACGUCUCGUUCAGGCAGAGCAACAAAAACUACAACGCGCUGUCGAGGUCCCUGCGUGAUGGUGCCAUUGACGAGGAUACGAGGUUUCAGAUAGUGCUUGCGUACGUUAUCGAGGAGUGUCGACUCGAGGUGAAGAGGCUUAACCAGUUCGGUGUGCGCCAGCUGCAAGAGUGGAACUUGGAAUGGACGGCCCGGAAACAGAAGCAAGGUUCAGAUAUGGAGUCUAAAGUGAUGUCCGGGCUAUUUGCACAACAGAGCGCUACUACAUCGGAUUCAGGGGAAGAGGAGCCCUACUUGGCAAAUACUAAGUUUUUGUUCGGGAUUCUUAGAAAUAUACUGGCAUCGCAUCUGGACAACUGGCAGAAGGUGAUCUCCCCCGUGCAGCUCGCAGAGAUAUUUGAAGUAUUCAAACAGAUUCGUAUAGACCAGUGGAAGUACCAGGGGAUAUACCUUUCCGCACGAAUACUGUACUCUACGGGCAAGAUCCAAAUGGAUCCGAUCAACGAGUCUUUCUACAUCAACGCUCUCACUAAACUAGGGUACAAUAAGGAGGCGUGGAAACUGUUCAAAGCUGGAGAACUCAAGGUCAAUCAACGUUGGUGGAACGAGUUGGGACUCAUGAUAGCGUUGCUGUCAAACGAUCUGUCCAGAUUCCAGAAACUGCUGAAAAGAACAGAUGAAAAGUUUCACUCCCAUCAGUACUUACCGCCAAAAGUACUGCGAUUGGCUGUUAGAAAAUUCAGCAGAAUUGAUUACAAGGACCGGCUAAUAGAGGACCUCGUGUCCAGGUUUAUUUCCAUGGCUGACACAAUAGGGAUCACCGACUUGAAAAUUGACGAGAGAACUACGUAUUUUGAUGAUGAGGAACAAGGGAACAAAUAUCUGAAUUCAAUGGAAAAAAUUACGUAUGACGACAUGGCCUCUAUUAUUGAAUCAUUGCUAUACAGUAGAAGUUAUCGACCUAUUGCCUCCUCACUGAUGGAAAAGUUUCUCAGCUUGGAUGGCGUUGAUUCGCGAGUCUUUCAGACACUCUUGAUGAAGACAAGGUUGUCUCUUUUGAAAGACUUCCAACUGCUGGAACAGUUGCUACCUAAAUCUACCAAGUCGAAGACAACUCAAAGUAAAGCAGAACUACAAUCCAAAUUUGACAUCUUAAGGAGCAAAUACAAAAAUGUAUCCCAGGAUAACACAAUCGUGGACCGUUUCUUUUUCGAUUCAGUCAACGACCUUUUGGAUAACCCACGGCUCGCAAUUUCUACCAGUUCUCUACUCCAAGAUAUGGCCAGCACAAAAAAAGGAUCUCGUGAAAAGGUAUCAAAGAGGUUUAACGGUUUUUUGAAGCUUCUGCUGGCAAACGGUAAAGAGAUAUCAGCCACAUCAAUAUUGCUAGCAUUAGAAACUUCACAAAAGGAAUCCAAAAUGCAUUCAUCGAUCAAGUUUCCAAGGUUAAACGCACACCAUUACGCUACAUUCAUUCAAUACUACACUAAAAAGGCAUUGGAUGCUGACAGAAGAAAAAAUCGGGACAAAUGGGCAUUUUACGAAAAAAAGAUAGUUCAAAUAAUGCAAAAAGUUAACGAACUAAACAUUUCUUACAACUCCGUAUACCUCGCCAAACUUUUGGUUUUUUAUCGAGAAGUAAUGAACUUCGAUCGAUGCUUCCAAAUCAUCAAUACUACAUUGGUCGAAGCUGAAAAGAAUAUAGACACGGACAAUGGUGAGAUGAGACCAUCCAAAGUACUGAAUCAACGGUUGUAUUAUGAGAUGUGGAAGGUAUACGCGAAGUAUUACAGAUUGAGAUUUUUGGAGUUAACAAGAAUCUCUGCUUUGUCGAAUUAUAACGGGAGGGCUUAUCAUGCCAAUCGAACUAUGAGGAAAACUACUUCGGAACCCAUGUAUGACUUAACAUCCCUCUUUGACUAUAUGGUAAAUAAGGAUAAUCUGUUACCAAAUACCAGGUUUAAUUGGCUCAUUCUAGACGCCUUUAUUUGGUCGCGGGAGUGGGUAGCAUUGCCUGCAGUGAUCAGUGUACUGCACGAUAAGUUCAGCGUUACGUUCGGCCUCCCAUUUGCCAAGUAUCUAUUGGUCGGUAUAAAAAAAGAGUUUCUGGCCUUGGAAACUCAACGGCAGAUGGGCGAUAAUCCUUCGUUGCCCUACAUGGAAGCUAGAAGACGUGCCUUGGAAGAGUGUUUUAGGUUGAAAUCAGAGGGUAAUAUUUUUUGUCGGUUCGACCGAAGUUCUGACGAUAUCUUCUCGGAGCUUAUAAAAAGAAUCCUCUUAUUUCUUAAAUACAAAAAUCCUUACGAUUCGGAGUUCAGGGAAGUACAUCAAACGUACGAGAAACUCCAAAUUCCUCCCCCAUUUGACUUAAAAUUAUAG
Messenger RNA from Huiozyma naganishii CBS 8797, 2652 nucleotides. It is a transcript of the gene SOV1, whose product is annotated as Sov1p. NCBI's taxonomy places the organism in Eukaryota, Fungi, Ascomycota, Saccharomycetes, Saccharomycetales, Saccharomycetaceae. The coding region runs from base 1 to 2652 and encodes 883 amino acids. The record is from RefSeq and is a predicted model, not a curated record. The transcript has a single exon.